AUGGAAGCGCUGCUCCUGCGGUGCCAAUCCGCUGCCGACGUCGAGGCCAUUCUCGAAGGCGCCUUCUCAAGCGUCCUCGAGGUAGGCAACAUGGCGUCUCUCCAUGAGGCCGACGCCCAAGUCGAGCUUCAUGAUGUGGUCUUGGCCGCACUCUCGCCGUCGACGACGUCCGACCUCGAGCAGACACUCAAGGCCGUUGGCAAUGCGCAGCUUCGCCAGCUCGUAGCCGACCUUCUCCAUGAUCAGCGACGAGCCAUGUGGCGAGAGAUUGCCGCGCGAUCGGGCGCGUGUCCGUCGCUGCCAAAGAUGCUCGACGUCCAAUGGCGCGUGCUGGUGACGUCGGACCCCACACUUGACGCCGGUCGUCCGGAGCCCAUCGCGCUGCUCGAAUGCGCGGGGCAGGAAGCGCACGUUCAUGCUGCUCAGUUCCCGGCGCUGCGAGCGGUUCAAUUUCAAAUGACGAAAGGGGCGGUGGACAAGAUGGUGUCCGAGCUGCAUGGGAUCCGCGACCAGAUCCAGUUGCUGCAGAGUACAUCUCGUCUUGCUUAG
This is a messenger RNA of Saprolegnia diclina VS20, 549 nucleotides long. RefSeq lists its product as hypothetical. The record is from RefSeq and is a predicted model, not a curated record. The transcript has 2 exons. Lineage: Eukaryota; Oomycota; Saprolegniomycetes; Saprolegniales; Saprolegniaceae. The coding region runs from base 1 to 549 and encodes 182 amino acids.